ACUGUAAACUGAACGUUUACACACGUUCGAAUGUCUGUGCCAUUACAAAGCGUCACUAGAAGUUAUUUGGGGAAUUUAAAAAUAAGUCGGUUUAUUGUAUACGGACACAGUGUAAACAGUAAACAGCUUGCAUAAUGUUUCAUUCGCAACUAAUGAUCCUUUUUGCGAUAAUACUCACCUGUUUGGCGGAUGAGUCUAAAUUAAAGGUAAAACCCUCAUCAAAACCCGUGAGGUUGUUCACUGAUGAAGAAUUGAGAAGAUACGAUGGAAGUGAGGACGGGCAGCCCAUUUACAUGGCCGUGAAAGGUGUCGUGUUUGACGUAACAUCUGGCAAACAAUUUUAUGGCAAGGGUGCCCCCUACAACGCCCUUGUGGGCAAGGACUCAACCCGAGCUGUGGCCAAAAUGUCCCUUAAUCCUGAAGAUCUGACCCAUGAUACAACAAGCCUUACUAAGGAGGAGCUGGAUUCCCUUGAGAGCGUAUUCACUGGAACAUACAAAUCAAAGUACCCCAUAGUGGGUUACACACACAGACGCAUUCUCAAUGAAGAUGGCAGUCCAAAUGAAGAUUUCAAACCAGAGGAUCAACCUCAUUUCACCAUCAGAAAUGAGCUUUGAUACCUAGAUAAACAGAUCAUUUACAUUGAUUCAAUAGUAAUUGUUAGAUCUUGCAUUGAUUAAUACUAGCCGUCUUCACAUGGAAUAAGAUUACUAACUGAGAAAUGCCUCUGUAACAAGAAUAAUUUUCUACUGAUUUAUCUGGUGUUUGUUUUAGUCUUAUCUCUGUAUGUCUUGUGAUUAUUGUAUUUAUUCAUUCAUCUUCUACCACUUAUCCGAACUACCUCGGGUCACGGGGAGCCUGUGCCUAUCUCAGGAGCCAUCGGGCAUCAAGGCAGGAUACACCCUGGAUGGAGUGCCAACCCAUCGCAGGGCGCACACACACACUCUCAUUCACUCAUGCAAUCACACACUAGGGACAAUUUUCCAGAGAUGCCAAUCAACCUACCAUGCAUGUCUUUGGACCGGGGGAGGAAACCGGAGUACCCGGAGGAAACCCCCGAGGCACGGGGAGAACAUGCAAACUCCACACACAGAAGGUGGAGGCGGGUAUCGAACCCCGACCCUGGAGGUGUGAGGCGAACGUGCUAACCACUAAGCCACCAUGCCCCCUAUUGUAUUUAUAAGUUGUUGAAAUAUUUUAACAUUUUCUGUUCUGACUGUGCUGAUCACAGGAUACAAAAUUAGUAUAAUACAUUUACCGUUGUCAUUAGUUCGCAGCUACAUAAAAUUGGUUCAGGCAUUUGUAUUAGUUUUGAAUAUAUAUUUUUCUUUUAUGGAACAUGUAUUUACUACAUUAGUUUAUAUUUUAUAUUACAGGAGGUAGGUAAUCAGAUUUGUUGGUGCAUUAUGGUACAUAAAUUGUUUUCAUUGGGGAAAAAAUGUUCACUGGGAAAAAGUUUGGGGAAAAAAUAGCUUGCUAAUUUAUUUCCUAACAUUUGAACUUCUUUUACUCUAUUGCUGGAUGUUUUGUGUUGUUCCCCAAUUAGAUUAAUUUAGUGUUAUUUUUCUAUCACUGGUAUACAGUAUGCAAAGGGGGUGGUUUAACCUUGUGCGCUUUGGCUUUGGUGGUCUGUCUGCCCACACUCGAGUAAAUGAAUGAUGCAUAUACCCUGUAGGUUUUUCCCUGGUGGGCUACUUUGAAGGUCACUGAAAAUGGUUCACCCACCUGUAUGAUUAAAAAAACAUGGUACGUUAUUUUAAUGUUUACUUAUUUUGUAAUUAUUUAUUACAUAAUUCAUUCUCUUGUCCUUUUGCUUUCACAUUAACUAGUAGUAAUGUCUAACUUGGAAAGUUUGGUGACUCACUGCUAAUGUUGGUGUUGAACGUUACUGAAGUCUAUGUGAAUUGUUUGUGUGUGAAUUGUUUCGUAUAAAUCAUACUACACUUUA
Messenger RNA from Tachysurus vachellii, 1948 nucleotides. It is a transcript of the gene nenf, whose product is annotated as neudesin neurotrophic factor. NCBI's taxonomy places the organism in Eukaryota, Metazoa, Chordata, Actinopteri, Siluriformes, Bagridae. Bases 135 to 617 code for a protein of 160 amino acids. The transcript has 4 exons. The record is from RefSeq and is a predicted model, not a curated record. Gene Ontology annotation, cellular component: endomembrane system; membrane.